This is a messenger RNA of Loa loa (African eye worm), 2998 nucleotides long. RefSeq lists its product as hypothetical. Lineage: Eukaryota; Metazoa; Nematoda; Chromadorea; Rhabditida; Onchocercidae. The record is from RefSeq and is a predicted model, not a curated record. Gene Ontology annotation, molecular function: scavenger receptor activity; protein binding. The coding region runs from base 17 to 2998 and encodes 993 amino acids. The transcript is spliced from 23 exons.
UUUCAGUAAUCAAGUCAUGUAUUACUUAUUUAAAUUAUUUCCUGUUGCCGUUGUAACUUUCAUUAAACUUGUUUAUUGUGACGAACCGACAGGAGACAAUGUAUGCACAGUACCUGUCGAGACUGAAGAGCUUCAAUUGGAGAAAUACAUCCAAAAGGUACCAUACAGGACGAAAGUUUGGUGUGGAGAUGUUAGUAAAGGCUUUAAGUGCGAUGAAGUUAGGUAUGGUGAAAAAAUAUCUUAUCGACAUGUGCCAAAAAUUGUAACAGUGUAUGUAAAGCAAUGUUGUGAUGGCUAUACAAAGGCCGCCAAUAAUACUUGUAUCCCUUUAUGUGAUCCACCGUGCUGGAAAGGUAUUUGUACGGCACCAAAUAAUUGUACAUGUGAUUCUGGUUUCGGAGGUCCCACAUGUUCCAUAGCUUGCCCAUCGGGAUUCUGGGGUCCAUCUUGUUCCUUGAAAUGUGAAUGCAGCCAUGGAGCUUCUUGUGACCCUAUUACGGGCAUCUGCUCUUGUCCUCCUGGUUAUCAUGGUGAACAUUGCAAGGAUCCAUGUAAUGAUAAGCGCUGGGGUCCCAAUUGCGCAUUUCUGUGUCUAUGUCAAAAUAAUGGUACUUGCAACUCGAUUGAUGGCUCUUGCAAAUGUACUGCUGGAUUCUCUGGUCCACUAUGUCUUGAAGAAUGUGACGAAGGGAAGCAUGGACCCGAUUGCAUCCAUGACUGUAAAUGCCAAAAUGGCGCAUACUGUAACAAAAAAGAUGGCAGUUGCAUGUGUACUGCUGGAUUUUCAGGUCGAUUUUGCGAAAACAAAUGUCAAAAAGGAUAUUACGGUAUUAAUUGUGCAUCGAACUGUUUCUGUUACAAUGAAAAUGAAUGUGAUUCGGUAACUGGGAAUUGUCAUUGUGUUGGCUUUACCGGAAAGCAUUGUGAAGAGCCAUGUCCGGAAGGCACAUUUGGAAAAGAACAUAUACCAAUUAUUCUCUUUUCAUUGCGCACAAAAAUGCAACUGUGCAAACGGAGCUCGUUGCCAUCCGUUUGCCCAUCUAAUCGUUUUGGGUUAAAUUGUGAGAAUGAAUGCGCUUGCAACAUAAACAAUACGAAAUUAUGUCAUCCAACCAUUGGUUCCUGUAGUUGUAAUGCAGGUUAUACGGGAGCAGGCUGUAAUUCUCCAUGUCCAACAUCGUAUUAUGGUGAAAAUUGUGAGAAAAAGUGCGAGUGUAAUCUAAAUACUGGUUCACAAUGUGAUCCGGUCACUGGACAAUGUGUUUGCGCUGCUGGAUAUCAGGGAAUUCGUUGUGAUGAGAAAUGUCCUGAAGGUUUAUUCGGUAUGAACUGUGAGUCGAAGUGCAACUGCAAAAACGGUGCUUCGUGCGAUCAUCGUUUUGGUACAUGCAAGUGCACUGCUGGUUGGCGAGGACCACAGUGUAAUCUACCUUGUUGGGGUGGUCAUGGUAAUACAGAAUGUCAAGUAUGCGACUGUAAAAACGGUGCCGGUUGCGAUCCGUUAAGUGGUGCAUGUAUUUGUCCAGCCGGAUGGACUGAAAAAAAAUGUGAAGUGUCAUGUAGCAAAGGUUUCUAUGGAAUUAACUGCUCGCAAGAAUGCAAAUGCUGGAAUGGUGCCACAUGCGAUCCAGUAAAUGGUGAAUGCAGUUGUGCAGAUGGAUGGGCUGGACCAGAUUGCUCAAUAUUAUGUCCUCCCGAAGAAAAAGAGAAUUGUUUAAAUUCAUGCCCAUGUGUUCAUGGAAUUUGUACGGGAGGUUCCGGGAAGUGCGAUUGUCGUCCAGGAUAUACCGGUCGUUUAUGUGACGAAGAAUGUCCUUUUGGUACCUACGGAGAGAAAUGUGCGCAAAAGUGCAUCUGUGAUCAUGGAUGUAAUCCACUUACUGGUGAAUGUUUGCGAUGUCCUGCUGGACGAAGUGGUGUGAUUUGUGAGCAGAGUUGUCCGUUUGAAACAUGGGGUGAAAAGUGUAUGAAUCAUUGCGAUUGCGCGAAAAAUGGCGAAUGCGUUAGCAUCGAUGGUAGCUGCCAAUGUUACAACGGUUUUACCGGUGCGAAAUGUGAUCGAGAAUGCCCGGUCGGUAAAUGGGGUAUGAAUUGCUCUCAAACAUGCAACCAAUGCAAGAAUAAUGGUCAAUGUGAUCCGGUAGAUGGUGAAUGUCAUUGUGCGCCCGGUUACAUGGGAGAAAAGUGUGAAUUACCAUGUGGGAUGGAUCAAUGGGGUGCGGAUUGCCUGAACGAAUGCAGAUGUGAAAGUGAUCGCAAAUUAUGUAAUCCAGUUACUGGUAUUUGUCAUUGUGCCGCUGGUCUUAUGGGUGAUUUGUGCAAUCAGUAUUGUCCUGAAGGUUUGUGGGGCCCAGAUUGUGUUUUCCGAUGUUUCUGUGAAAUGGAAAACUCGAAAUGCCAAGCAACAACGGGUGAUUGUGUUUGUCAUCCAGGUUUCACCGGACCCAAAUGUGAUCAAGCCUGUCCUGAAGGUUUCUGGGGGGAACAGUGUGCGAAUGUUUGUGACUGUGGUCAAGAUAUCUGCAACCCGGUGAUCGGUUGUUGCAACAAGAACGAUGUCUUUUGUGAUCCUACCAAACUGAAGUAUCAUCUAUCGAAAGAUCGCACUGUAGUAGCAACGGUUACGUCAGUUGCUAGUAUUCUGAUUGUGAUAACUACUGCUCUCUCAAUUCUUGUUGUCUACUAUCGACGAAAAUAUAUGAGAGAACGUGAUCCUGUCGUUCCGACUAUCACAUAUCAUCCGACGGUAGUAAAUGGCGAAGCGACCUCAACAAAGAAUGAAUUCAACAAUCCGCUUUAUAGAAAAACUGUGGGAGCCGCAACGAAUUGUCAACUUGAAGGGAGGGAUAAUAAAUUAGAGCAUCUGAUGAAUAAGGAACGAUCCGAUCGACUUCAAAAUGAUUACACCAAGUUUGACGAUAUCUAUGCAGAAAUUGAUUCAUCAGUCGAUAAUGAAAAGAAUUCCGGUAAUUCCGUAAAACGUAAGUUCUACAGCUGA